Messenger RNA from Phycomyces blakesleeanus NRRL 1555(-), 783 nucleotides. RefSeq lists its product as hypothetical. Lineage: Eukaryota; Fungi; Mucoromycota; Mucoromycetes; Mucorales; Phycomycetaceae. The record is from RefSeq and is a predicted model, not a curated record. The transcript has a single exon. Bases 1 to 783 code for a protein of 260 amino acids.
AUGCCUGUACAGAUCAACCAUCGACCAACCACUGAACCAUCCCGCAUCUAUCAUACCUAUCCACGCAGCAAUACACGCCACAGCUGCACCAAAGAAGCUGCAAUUGAUGCUUCUUUAUACCAAAUACUUGCACACUACAUGCCCCAAUCACCACCAUCAUUUGACAAAUUUAACCAUCCAAUUGAUAACAACUUAUCGGAUGCUACGGCUCUUCAGUUCCCGAUUUUACAGCGGCGCCAAAUGUCCCACAACAAGCCGACUUUUUCCUCCUCCUCACCUUCCCAACGUAAAAAGGUCAAAGCUCCCUUGUGGAAGGUCCACCAGACCUGGCUUGGCGAAGAUAUCCUGAAAUCAAACGACUGUCUGUUGUCCAAAAAGGAAACCCUAGAUACCAGUCGCACUUGUCUACUGCGCCGGAACACACUUCUUAAUACCCAAAUUUCACGUGUGGCUCAGGACCCUAGAGAAUCAGAUCCAUCCAAUCAUUCAAUUCCAAAAAACUCAUUUCCAUCAAUACAAUCCACGGCCCAAACAUGGAAAUCGGUUUCAUUCAGCGACACCGUCCAGGUCUUUUCCCAGCUUAAUCAGUCAGACGCCACCCACAUACAAACACAAAACCACAACCUUAUUAAUAACCAUAAUCAUAAUCAUAAUCAUAAUAAAAAUGAUCAGCAAAAAGGAUCCUAUGAUGACGACAAUCAUAACGAAGAAGACGAAGAAGACGAAGAAGACGAAGAAGACGAAGAAGACGAUGGUCUCUUUGUAGAUGCCCUAGAAGACUAA